Messenger RNA from Epinephelus fuscoguttatus (brown-marbled grouper), 3600 nucleotides. RefSeq names its product mitogen-activated protein kinase kinase kinase 20a (gene map3k20a). The record is from RefSeq and is a predicted model, not a curated record. Gene Ontology annotation, cellular component: cytoplasm. Gene Ontology annotation, molecular function: protein kinase activity; protein binding; ATP binding. The coding region runs from base 209 to 1507 and encodes 432 amino acids. NCBI's taxonomy places the organism in Eukaryota, Metazoa, Chordata, Actinopteri, Perciformes, Serranidae. The transcript has 12 exons. Gene Ontology annotation, biological process: protein phosphorylation.
CGCGGAGAGAGUGGAGACGUAAAAAAAAAAAAACGUCACACGAGAUUUCCCGGAACUCUGAACUUCUCCGGUUUUCUCACUGAGCGGUUGUAGGAGCUGCUCUGAAGACGGAAACUUAAUGUCGGACUUUGUUGAGUGAACCAGACUUCCUUCCUUCCCUGUGACCCCCCUCCUCAGAAGCAGACUUGGUGCUGAGCGUCAGUAUGAGAUGUCGCCUCCAAGCGCCUCUUUCGUGCAAAUCAAGUUCGAUGACAUCCUCUUCUACGAGAACUGUGGCGGCGGCAGCUUCGGGAGUGUGUACCGAGCCAGGUGGAUCUCCCAGGACAAAGAGGUGGCGGUGAAGAAACUGCUGAAGAUUGAAAACGAGGCUGAAAUCCUCAGUGUCCUCAGCCACCGGAACAUCAUCCAGUUUUAUGGUGCAAUUGUUGAGGCUCCUAAUUAUGGAAUCGUCACCGAGUAUGCGAGUGGGGGAUCGCUGUAUGAUUACCUGUCCAGUGCUGAGAGUGAGGAAAUGGACAUGGGGCAGAUCAUGACAUGGGCUGCAGAGAUUGCCAGAGGAAUGCACUAUUUACACUCAGAGGCCCCCGUCAAGGUGAUCCACAGAGACCUCAAGUCCAGGAAUGUUGUUUUGGCAGCAGACAAGGUUCUCAAGAUCUGUGAUUUUGGGGCAUCCAAGUUCCUGACCCACACAACACACAUGUCCUUGGUGGGCACGUUUCCCUGGAUGGCUCCGGAGGUGAUCCAGAGCCUGCCUGUGUCUGAGACUUGUGACACUUUCUCCUACGGUGUGGUGCUUUGGGAAAUGCUCACCCGUGAGAUACCCUUCAAAGGCCUGGAAGGUUUACAAGUGGCCUGGCUCGUGGUGGAGAAAAAUGAGAGGUUAACCAUCCCGAGUGGCUGCCCUGCCAGCUUUGCUGAGCUCAUGAGGAACUGCUGGGCAACAGAGCCAAAAGAGAGGCCAAUGUUCAAGCAGAUCCUCUCUACUUUGGAGUCCAUGUCUAAUGACAGCCAACUUCCUCAACAGUGCAACUCUUUCCUGCACAACAAGGCUGAAUGGAGGUGUGAGAUCGAAGCGACACUGGAGAGACUUAAGAAGCUGGAGAGAGACCUGAGCACCAAAGAGCAGGAGUUGAAGGAGCGAGAGCGCCGUCUAAAGAUGUGGGAGCGCAAACUCAUCGAACAGUCCAACAGCCCGCUCUUCUUACCUGUGGCAAAAAAGAUAAGCGCUAAGUCGUUCUAUCAGUCUAAGACGGAGGAGUCAAACAGUUCACAGAUGUCGUGUCAGAUCACAACCUCUGGUAAUGAGGAGGUGAAUCUGCAGUCAAUGAUGAAAGGCUUUGAAGACGUGUUUUCCUUGGACUUUGGCCGGCCUGUCCUGCACUCAGGCAUGCAGGUCAACAUGCAGGCCAGGCAGAACUCCUCCGUGUCGAGCUGUGUCAGAGAAGGACACAAAAUCAACAUGACUCUGGGGAUGGGACACUUCACUUGGUCUGACGACAGUGAAUGAAGCUCUCCGACGCUCUGUGUUGCCGCAGCUGCAUCUGUCACAAACUGUAAUCCCACUUAACGCAUUAUUGGUGUUGUAGAAGCUCUGUUUGUAAUGAAUUGCUUGUUAAGUCGUGAUUAUUUUCAUCAAUAAUCAUGACAAACACCGUAAAUCAUAUCUUGGCUUAAUAUCUGUUCAAUUUAUAUUCAGAAAUAGCUCAAAUUGCACAGAAAGAUAUUACAGAAUGUAUUUGUAGCCCUCCACCUAUGGAUAUUAUGGAUGUCAUUUACCGUAUGCCUAAUGUACUAGAUGUAUAGUGCCAUGCUGUGAAGAAAGAGCCACGUGAGCCAGUUGCUUAGAGAAGGCCAGGCUUUUAUGAUGAAGUGACAUUUUGCUGACAUUAAGAUUGGCCAAUUUGUUCUGGAUGUGGUGGAGUGCAGUUGUUGAGACGCAGUCUCUUACAAGGAAGAGAAAGUACAUGUUUUUUCCUCUGACUGACCCAGGUUCAAAACAGCAGGAGAGGGACUUUGCUGUGUGACUGUCAGCUUCAUUCUCUCAUUUUACAUUUUACUUUUCAAGACAGGCUUCUUUUCUUAGGCCUAUGUUUUUUUAAUUAAGAAAUAAUUUAUAUAAGAAAUAGGCUUGGGCGGUAUAAAGGUAUUACGGUAUACCACGGAAUUUAAAAAUCUCGAGGCUAAGAUUUCAACACGGUCAAAAACACAAAUGCUCCCCUUUCUAUUAAACUGAUACAGAGAUACUGUAUUGAGGUCAUGUAUUAUAGUGCACAGCACACGCCUCCAGAGGUCAGUGUCUACUAGUGGAACAGGCAGCUGGGGGGAGAAAGACGGUGACUGCGAGCGGUGGGGAUAACGUUAAAGGAAGAGUGAAAAGAAAAAUGCCAGGGUGUCCAUUAGCUCACCUGGUAGAGAAGGUGUCCCAUAUACAAAGGCUGUGUCCUUGCUGCAGUGGCCUCAGGCUCAUGACAUUCCCCCUCUUUCUCCACCUUCCAUGCCAAUACUGUCCUAUCGAUUAAAGGCAAAAAGCCCAAGAAAUAAGAAAUUAGUAUUCAAUCAUAUAACUUUAUCUUGAAAAGACGUCUUCCAACUUCACAAGCAAUUUAUUGGCUUGAUUUUAUCCCACAAGUCAUCUCCAUUCAGCCCAAUGCUGUGUCAGUGUCCACUGUGGCUAAAAGUUUCAUCAGGUACCAUAAAAAUAAAAUAGCAAACGCUCUGUGCUGGAAAUUCACUGUACUUAAAACUAAAGUAUGUCUUUCACAAAUUUGACUUGCGCUCCAUUCAGAAUGGAGCCAGACCCAUUUUUGGACCGUGACCCACCAGUUGGGAACUGCUGAGCUACACAAUGACAUACAUGCUGCAAUGACUUCUGUCACCAGUAGCUAUGGCUGUGCUUUUUUAUUUUUAAAUAAAUUUUAAUAUAAAUAUCAUCAUACACUGUAUACCCCGAUGAAGUGGGUAUGAAGGUAUGAAAAACUAGAUACUGCCCAAGCCUAAUAAUAACAAUAGUUCUGUUCUUAAAGACCUCAUUCAGAAGUCACAGACACUAUAUUUUUGCCUAAUAUAGAUUUUUUUAAUAGAAUAUUUUCCUUCUGUAGACACAUUUUACAUCCAGUGGCACACCAUAUUGUCUAACUGAAUGUUAGCCUGAAGCCCUGCACUUUACAGUAGAGAAAAUUGUAUUAGCAUUAGUGUUCAGUUAGCUGUUAGGCUUCAUCUGGGGGAAGGACAUGCUUCUUUGAGCAUAGCCCAUUAAAUUGUCCCCUUCGCUUGUUAUCAUCAGUCAGUCUCAUGAGGAUGUAAUCCUCUGUAUUCCUGUGUUGUUGCUUGUUAGCGUCCUGCCAUGAGCUAAUAUUCCUAUUCAAACAUCGCCUGCACUCCUGUGCCAUCAAGCCCCACACACACUAGACUAGAUAUAACAAUUAGCACAGGCUCUCACCAAUAUUUACAUUUCCCUGUGUGAAUGCCAGACACUUCAGAAACAUUCAGCCUACGCACUCAUCUCCUGGAGGUUUCACCAGAAUCAAACGACCUGCAGCUUCUUGAUGUGACUUAUUUUCCUUCGCUGUUUUGUCAAUAAAUGUGUUUCUGUCAACUCUC